This is a messenger RNA of Phyllopteryx taeniolatus (common seadragon), 6791 nucleotides long. Its product is annotated as glucocorticoid-induced transcript 1 protein. The record is from RefSeq and is a predicted model, not a curated record. Lineage: Eukaryota; Metazoa; Chordata; Actinopteri; Syngnathiformes; Syngnathidae. Gene Ontology annotation, cellular component: cytoplasm. Gene Ontology annotation, biological process: podocyte development.
UUGUCAUGUACAGUAGGUGCGGUAUUUUCCACAUCUCAACGUAUUUGUGACUCAAAAUGCAAUGCAAUGCACAAAUAGUUGUAUUUUGUCACAAAAAGUCAUCAAUUUAGCCAGAAAAGUGUUAUAUGUGUUUUUAGCCUCACACGCCUCCGUUAUCGAAGCCAGAGACUUGGGUGGAAGCUCUGAACUUAUUUUAAUAAAAACUAGUUUUCCGUUGUCCACCGUCGCCAUCGAGAACAACAAAACAAAUUCCCCCACGAUUACAACUCGAGUCUUGCUUGGGACGCCAUUGGCUACAAUGGCGAUCGCUAUAUAGGCUCUGACCAAUUGGCGGUCUUACUGUACAUCGCCGCUGUUCAAUCACAAGCCGGCGAGCGGCCACUUGUGCCCGCCCCCACUAGACGUCAGCUAGUAGUCAAACCGAAACAAGUCACUUAGUAGAGUGGACGAGAUGGGCAACACGUAGCUCGAGUGACCCCAGUGAAGCUUUUAAAUAAGUGCUAAAUAGAACUCAAAUCUUGUUAUGUUCUGAUUAAAGUUCCAGUGCGCAUUUAUACGUAACUUAAAGCAGCUGCUGCUGGUGGCCACACUUUUCCCUCACCACCCACGUUUUCGCUGUGCAAAGUUGGCCUUUUUGGGAAGGAUGUCAGUCCCCGGCAACUCGCUCCAGCAGCCCCGGGUGAGGCGCAGUAACGCCGGCUCCCCGGGUUCGUUCGGCAACGGCGGCUGCCGGCUGCACCCGCUGCGCGCCACCGUUCCCUACCAGCUGCUGCGCGGCGGCCAGGGCAGCCCGACGCGGCCGCCGCACAGCGUCCACGGCGGGGCCCCCGCGGGCAGCCGAGGCUCCAGCCCCCCCUCUAGCCCGACCCUCCUCCUCCCAGGAAGUAAGCAGAGGCUGUCGCCCGAAAAUAAGGACGCCUCCUGCGCCCCGGACUCGCCCGUUUCCAGAGCAGAAAGGCCCAAGUUGCAGAUGCGAAGCUCCAGUGCCAUCCGGCGGGCUUCUUCCUUGGAUGCCAUCACAGGGCCGUACCUCACCGGACAGUGGCCCCGAGAUGUUCACGGCCCUUACCCCUCCUGUAUGAAAGACAAGGCCACUCAGACUCCAGGUCUGUGGAUGGAAGAGGGGGUGGACCAAGGAAGUCCUCACCAGAGGUCAGCCUCGUGGGGAAGCGCAGACCACCUCAAGGAGCAAAUUGCCAAGCUGAGGCUUCAGCGCAGCAAACAAGGAAGUCGGCAGAGCAAAGAACGAGACAUCUCGUCGGGGCCGCCACACGCCCAACAUGCUGCCGCCGCCUGUCCCUCACAGCAUAAGGGAUCUUCUUGUUCUCUGUCCACCAAGUCGCUGAUCUGCAGGGUACCCAGCAGCGUGGAGGCCAUCAACCACGAGCUGGAAAACGUCUUCAUCAGAAAUGACUGGGAGCACGGCAUACAGGCCACGGAUGCGGCAGACGGCCGUCGGGCUCCUUUCCCACUGCAUCGCUACAGCAACAUCGGGGAGACGCGGGACACGGACACCCAGGCCCCCUCCAGCGGAGAGUCCAGUCCGUCACCCCGACGCCGCAGCCCCCUAAGUCCCCAACACCUGCACUCCCCAGACGGAAGCCCCUCGUCCUCUGCGGAUGAUGUGGAGAAAGAGGGUACGUGCGGCUCCCCGCUGCCGAAGUUCGCCACGUCCCCCAAACCCAACAACAGCUACAUGUUCAAACGAGAGCCACCGGAAGGUUGCGAGAGGGUCAAAGUCUUUGACGAGAUGCUGUGUGGCCAAUCCAAAGGCUUCCCGCUCUUCUCGUGUCCCGACAAAAACAAGGUGAACUUCAUCCCUCGAGGUUCGGCUUUCUGCCCGGUCAAGCUGCUCUGCUCGUCCCUCUUCUCGCCCGUGUCGUGCGCCAGCGACGGCGACGACACCGCCGCCGGUCUCCACGGCGACGACGCCCAGUCUCAGGAUGCGCCCGACAGGCAGGAAGCGGAGGCGGUCAUGGGCGGUUUGUCGCCAGGAAUAUAAGAGACACUGCCACAUUAUAAAACAACAACAACAACAACAAAAAGCUUCGCACUCCGUUAAUCACAAAUUAAGAACAUGUCCACACGGUCACUGAUAUUUUUUUAAACAUUUUUUUUUUUACGUGCUCCACACUCAAAACAAAGCAAAGCAAAUUUAGUUAGUGGGUACGGAAAGUUUUCAGACCCCCUUAAAUUUUUCACUCUUUAUUAUAUUGCAGUCAUUUGUUAAAAUCAUUAAAAAAUUUUCCUCGUUAAUGUACACACAGCGACCCACAUUGAGGGGAAAAAAAUGUAAUUGUUGAAAUUUUUGCUGAUUUAUUAAAAAAGAAAAACUGACAUAUCAUACAGCCAUAAGUAUUCAGACCCUUAUCUGUGACACACACAUUUAACUCGAGUGCUGUCCAUUUCUUCUGAUCAUCCUUGACAUGGUUCUACACCUUCAUUGGAGUCCAGCUGUGUUUGAUGAUACUGAUUGGACUUGAUUAGGAAAGCCACACCCCUGUCUAUAGAAGACCUUACAGCUCCCAGUGCAUGUCAGAGCAAAUGAGAAUCAUGAGGUCAAAAGGAACUGCCUGAAGAGCUCAGAGACAGAAUUGUGGCAAGGCACAGAUCUGGCCAAGGUUACAAAAAACAUUCUGCUGCACUUAAGGUUCCUAAGAGCACAGCGACCUCCAUAAUCCUGAAAUGGAAGACGUUUGGGACGACCAGAACCCUUCCUAGAGAUGGCCGUCCGGCCAAACAGAGCGAUUGGGGGAGAAGCGCUUUGGUGAGAGAGGGAAAGAAGAACCCAAAGAUCACUGUGGCUGAGCUCCGGAGAUGCCGUCGGGAGAUGGGAGAAAGUUCGAGAAGGUCAACCAUCACUGCAGCCCUCCACCGGUCGGGGCUUUAUGGCAGAGAGGCCCGACGGAAGCCUCCCCUCAGUGCAAGACACAUGGAGUUUGCGAAAAAAAACACUUGAAGGGGUCUAAUGAGACCAAGAUAGAACAUUUUGAUCUUCAAUUCUAAGUGGUGUGUGUGGAGAAAACCAGACACUGCUCAUCACCUGUCCAAUACAGUCCCAACAGGGAAGCAUGGUGGUGGCAGCAUCACGCUGUGGGGGUGUUUUGCAGCCGCAGGAGUGGCUUCAAAAUACCGAAGGAGUGGCUUCAGAAGGAGUGGCUUCAGAACAACUCCGUGACUGUUUUUGAAUGGCCCAGCCAGAGCCCUGAUUUAAACCCAAUUGAGCAUCUCUGGAAAGACCUGAAAAUGGCUGCCCACCAACGGUCACCAUCCAACCUGACAAAACUGGAGAGGAUCUGCAAGGAGGAAUGGCAGAUGAUCCCCAAAUCCAGGUGUGAAAAACAUGUUGCAUCAUUCCCCAAAAGACUCAUGGCUGUAUUAGCUCAAAAGGGGGCUUCUAAUAAAUACCGAGCAAAGCGUCUCAAUACUUGUAAAAAUUUUAACAAUUCAGUUUUUUUUUCUGUUAAUAUGGGGUGCUGUGUGUACAUUAAUGUGGAAAAAAUUAACUUAAAUGAUUUUAGCAAAUGGCUGCAAUAUAAUAAAGAGUGAAACAUUUAAGGGGGUCUGAAAACUUUCCGUACCCACUGUAUAUAGUGCAUUUCCUACACAAGGUAACUCAAUGUGCUUUACAUGAUUACUUGAAUUGGAAAGACUAGAAGAGAAAAGUCAUACAAGAGUCCCUGUAUUACCCUAAUCUGAUAAAAUCAGCUAUUUUAUACAUUUUCCAAUCUAUUUAGAUGUGCUGAAAACUUUGACCCUUUGGAGAAACUUUGGUAUCCGUGGCAAAAACACGACACGAUGAUCCCUACACAAUUCAAACUUCGUGUGAGGACAAACGGAUUUACAACUGAGACUGUCACUUAAUGAGCUGAAUAGUCGACAUUGGCUUACUGUAGCUAAAACAGCAUUGACUUUUCCCAACCUUAGCCUGAAGACUAGAUAGCGAUUAGCAUGGUGCGAGUCAGCUGCCAGUCCGCUCAUCAAAGGGUCCUACAUUUCUUAACGUGUAUGUUGAGUACGACACGGUUCUCGGUCUUUGCACGUUUUCAGCAAUUAUCAUCCAACGUAAUAACCUAACACCAAAUAAUGAAGUCUCUGAAUUCACUUCAGAGGGUCUGCAAGUAUGACUAAUGUUAAGAUAUAAAAUUUCUCCCCCCCCCCCCCCCGCCCAAAAAAAAAAACUUAAUUUCUAUUUUGCCCAAAAAUACACCGUUGAAGAUUCCGACAUUUCACUCUUGAAAGUGAUGACGUUAUUCUUGUAAAUUGCUUUUGUUUUUCUUUUCUUUUUUUAUUGGAAGAAAAAUACAGCUUAAUAUCACUCUCUUAUAUCUGAGACUAAAUGAGAGUUUGUUCGCAUUUGAUGACAACUUAAUUAUUGACAAAAAAAACUUUGUACAUAAAAAAUAUACACGACGCCCACAGGAGAGCGAUAAUGUUUAAGAUUAUGAUUUUUUUUCCUUAAGAAUAUGACAAAAAAAAUACAUUUACAACUUCUGUUUAGAUUGUGUCAAAGAAAAUAGCACCUCACUCUUUUAAGAUUGACUUUUUCUUGAAACCAAUGACUUUAAUCAUCUAAAAUGACGUUAACUUUACCUAAAAAUGAAAUGACUAUACUUGUACGUUUACAAUUUUAUUGUUCGGGGCGUAGGAAAGUUGAAAAAUUCUGGCGAUUCUUGUAAGAUUACUACUACUAAAACAAACAAACAAACAAUCAAUCAACAAAUACCAUUAUCCCAAUAACAACAAAUAAAUAAAUCUCAAUAUUUUUUACGGUAUUCUGGAACAAAGCGUUUUGGCCAAUCAGAAUGUUGACCAAAAGGCCUAGUAAAUGUCUGAAAAUAUUUGUUUGUGUGGACACGUCCUUAGCCAGGCUUCUACUUGCUGGUUUUUGGCCCUUGUGAGGAUAAUGGAUGGAUGUUUUUAUCUGCUCUUUUUUUUCAACUACAUGACACAAUUUGACUUGGUUUUAUCGCCCCCCCCCCCCCCCCCCCCUUUUUUGUUUUCCUUUAAGCGAGUGACCAAAAGUGCAAGUGCCUCCUUGCUGUUAGUUACACGAAAUCUUCUUUUGAAAACUUUGAACUUGUUAGCGCAUUCCUCAGAGGUCCUGCUGCAUCGUGGGUAAGCGCGGAUACUGGUCUCGCCCUCUUAAAGUGACAGAUGUUAUUAAACGGACCAAAGCAAACAAAAUGUGACAAAACAAUUGGAUUACGAGUGGACGGUCAGUACCUGUGUGUGAAGAAAAGGUGUUUUUGUUGGGUUUUGGAUGAAAAAAAUCAAAACUUACCCAGCCAGGUUCGAAAGGAGUAUUAGUGCCUCAUGCAAAUUAAUUAAUGGAAUUGUACAAUGAGAAUAAAGUCUCAAGAAAACGUCAUCUUACAUGAAGGAAAAGUUUGUUUUCUAAGAAAAAAAAUUAUGGAAAAGUUGUUUGUCAAGUAAAACACUAUACAUUUUUUAAAUUGUAACCUUAGUCGAAUAAAUUGUAUUUUAACAAGUUUUUCUUAGAAAAUUAUUAUUAUUAUUAUUAUUAUUUUUUUACAAAAUCCACAUUUUCUUAGCAGUUUUUUUUCUUUGAAGCUAUUAAAAAAUCUGAUUAUUUUUGUGUUUGAACUUCAGAGAUGACGAACUGGUACAAGAAGUCAUUUUCCCAGGGGAAAUUGUUUUUAUUAAAAUCAAAAUUUUCAGAUUUUUCUGAAGUCCAUUUUUUUUCCAAGAGUUGAACUUUGCCAAUAGAAGGGUUAAGUAUAGCCCCCCCCCCCCCCAAAAAAAUAUUAUUUUCAGUGGAAGAAAAAUUUUUUCUUUUGGAGGAGGGGGUCAAGAAAAAGCUCAAUUACUGGAAGGGGAGGGGAUGAUUUUUGUGUGAUGAUAUUUCGAUUUUUUAAAUUUUAUUUGUGAUCUGUUAAAAAGGCCAUGAGACUUUGUUUUUAAGAAAAUACUUUUUAGAAAGACAAUAAUCCGGAGGAAGCGAAAUACAACUUUCUCAAAAAUAUACGGCUUCUCAUAAGAUGACUACUUUAUUCUCAUAUUUGAGUUUUCUUUGUGCGGUGGCCAGCAAAAAGAAAACUCUCUUUGCCAUUAAAAAGUGUGUGUAUCAUGAUGUUUGCGUUGUGAAUGGCUAAACAAUAUUUGUAUCACAGGUGCUAAACCACAUGUAAGCACUUACUUGAUCCUGAUCUUUCUCCUAAAAAUUGAGACCAAUUUUCAGUUGAAAAGAAUGAAAAAGUGGAGCGUGUAAUUGAUGUUUCAUUGACGCCGUGACGACUGGUGUGUUUGUGUGGCACCGUGCGCACAACCACAGCUAUGAGCAACAUAGGCAAUGCAUUCCACCAGCCAAAUGCAUAUUUAACAUUCACAUGUAGUGUGCAUUUGGACAUCACCGGGCUUCUCCUGUCCUGUGUGCGACUGCUUUCUUUUCCAAUAAAGACAACAGAAGUGCACGCUGUUCCUAAAAUUGAUGUGACUUUCGGCUUGUCCCAUCAGGGUCGUACACCCUAUGAAUAGCACAUCAUCCAGCACGUGUCAUUUUUGCUCAAAAUUCUUUUGUAUUAUAAUUUUUUUGAAAUCUUUCUUUUACAAAACAUUUUUAGUGUUUCUGUCAUGUUUUGGAAAAAAAAAUAAAGGACAUUUUUUGAGGAAGAAGAAAAAAAUAUUUUUACAAAAAACACCUUUUGGAAAUACAAUUUUCAGAUUAUAGCUGUGAGCAGCUAUAAUCAGGCCCUCGCACCACGGCCCCGUCGGGGUACUGGCACCAUAAAAAUGUAUUGCACAUAAAAUAAAACAUUUAAAAAAGUCAA